This is a messenger RNA of Tauraco erythrolophus (red-crested turaco), 2409 nucleotides long. The record is from RefSeq and is a predicted model, not a curated record. NCBI's taxonomy places the organism in Eukaryota, Metazoa, Chordata, Aves, Musophagiformes, Musophagidae.
CUCAGCAGAGCAACAUCGGGAAAUCUGGCAGACUGGAAGAGAACAGCUGCCCCCCAGGGCAGCUGCCAAGUGUGAAGCAUGGAGGAAAGUAAGAACGAGAAGGUGAACCAGGCUCAUGUUCUCUUCGACAGAUUUGUCCAGGCUUCGACCUGCAAGGGGACUCUCAAGGCUUUCCAAGAGCUCUGUGACUACCUGGAACUAAAGCCCAAGGACUAUCGUUCUUUCUAUCACAAACUCAAGUCCAAGCUCAAUUACUGGAAAGCUAAAGCCUUGUGGGCCAAAUUGGAUAAAAGAGGCAGCCAUAAGGACUAUAAGAAGGGGAAAGCAUGCGCCAACACGAAGUGUCUGAUAAUUGGGGCUGGACCCUGUGGCCUUCGUACAGCCAUCGACCUGUCGUUCCUGGGAGCCAAGGUGGUGGUCAUCGAAAAGAGGGAUGCCUUUUCCCGCAACAACGUGCUGCAUUUGUGGCCGUUCACCAUACACGACUUGAGGGGUCUCGGCGCCAAAAAAUUUUACGGCAAAUUCUGCGCAGGAUCCAUAGACCAUAUCAGUAUCCGCCAGCUCCAGCUUAUCCUUUUGAAGGUUGCCUUGAUCUUGGGAAUAGAAAUCCAUGUCAAUGUGGAAUUCCAGGGGCUUGUUUACCCUCCGGAGGAUCAGGAGAAUGAAAGAAUAGGUUGGCGUGCAUUGGUCCACCCAAAAACCCAUCCGGUAUCCGAGUAUGAGUUUGAAGUAAUCAUUGGAGGGGAUGGCCGGAGGAACACCUUAGAAGGGUUUCGCCGAAAAGAGUUCCGUGGUAAACUAGCAAUUGCUAUUACAGCAAACUUCAUCAAUCGCAACACCACAGCUGAAGCCAAAGUAGAAGAGAUCAGUGGUGUGGCCUUCAUAUUCAACCAGAAGUUCUUCCAGGAUCUACGAGAAGCCACAGGUAUCGACUUGGAGAAUAUUGUCUACUACAAAGACGAUACACACUACUUUGUCAUGACUGCCAAAAAGCAGAGCUUGCUGGAAAAAGGAGUGAUACGGCAUGAUUAUGCUGACACGGAGUUACUACUCUCAAGGGAGAACGUGGACCAGGAGGCUCUGCUGAACUACGCCAGAGAAGCAGCUGACUUCUCCACUAAUCAGCAGCUGCCGUCGCUGGAUUUUGCCAUCAAUCACUACGGUCAGCCAGACGUGGCCAUGUUCGACUUCACCUGCAUGUACGCGUCCGAGAACGCCGCCUUGGUGCGAGAGCAGAACGGCCACCAGUUGCUCGUGGCACUGGUUGGGGACAGUCUCUUAGAGCCAUUUUGGCCAAUGGGAACUGGAAUAGCCAGGGGAUUUUUGGCUGCAAUGGACUCUGCUUGGAUGGUACGAAGUUGGUCGCUCGGAGCUAGUCCUUUGGAAGUUCUUGCAGAGAGGGAAAGCAUUUAUAGGCUGCUGCCUCAGACCACCCCUGAGAACGUGAGUAAGAACUUCAGCCAUUACAGCAUUGAUCCCGCCACCCGGUAUCCGAAUAUCAACGUCAACUUCCUGCGGCCGCAGCAGGUACGCCACUUGUAUAAUACAGGAGACUUGAAAGACAUUCAUCUGGAAAUAGAGAACUUUGUGAACUCCAGGACACCAAAGUUGACUCGGAAUGAGUCUGUAGCUCGCUCUAGUAAAUUACUCAGUUGGUGCCAGAGGCAGACGGAUGGAUAUGCUGGUGUUAAUGUCACAGAUCUCACGAUGUCGUGGAAAAGCGGCCUAGCCUUGUGUGCCAUUAUCCACAGAUACCGUCCAGACUUAAUAGACUUUGAUUCUUUGGAUGAGUACAACGUGGAGAAGAAUAACCAGUUAGCCUUUGACAUCGCUGAGAAAGAGUUUGGAAUAUCUCCCAUUAUGACUGGAAAGGAAAUGGCAUCUGUGGGAGAGCCAGAUAAACUGUCGAUGGUGAUGUACCUCACACAGUUCUAUGAGAUGUUCAAAGACACCAUCCCCUCUAGCGAUAGUCUGGACCUGAACGCAGAAGAGAAAGCUGCCCUAAUUGCCAGUACCAAAUCACCCAUCUCUUUUCUCAGUAAACUGGGACAAAGCAUCUCUCGGAAACGCACUCCGAAGGACAAAAAAGAAAAGGAACUGGAUGGUGCAGGAAAGAGGAGAAAAACUAGCCAAUCUGAGGAUGAGGACGUCCCGCGAGGCUACAGGGAAGAAAGACCCACGCUGGUGAGCGCCCUGACGGAGAGGAGAAUCGAUGCUGCCAUUGGGAAUCAGAACAAAGUCAAGUCUAUGGCAACGCAGCUGCUGGCCAAGUUUGAGGAGAAUGCACCAGUUCAGUCCUCAAGCUUACGAAGACAGCAACCUGUCCUGCCUUAUCAAGAACGUGUUCACAACCAGCCAUCCAGCAGACGAGAGCAGGGCCGUCUUGCUCCCAUACCCCAGUGGAAACAG